AAAGGCUUGGAAAUCUGCUUCUCCGCAUCCACAGCACCCAGAUAGCCCUUGGGCACCCAGGGGUAGGGGGGAAGUGAGGUGACGCUAUGCACAGCUUCUGUGGGAGCAGGAAGAGGGCCAGGAGCUCCCCAGCACAGCUGGAAGUGGCACCUGGCAGAGCAGCAUUUGCGUCCCACAGUAACUGGAUCUGUGGCCCCGGAGGAAGGAGAGAAGGAAACGCUAGCUGGGAGCGAGCCUGGCUGCAGCGUGCGGAUGUGGGCAGGGAUCCCUGCCUGCUGCCUGGGGCCCAGCAGGUCCUUCCCCCACAGGGACAAGCGGACGUCAAUGGCAUUUCCAUCCCACAUGCAUUGGCCCCACGUCCCCUCUGCCCUGGAAACAGGGUGGAAGGAAGAGAGACACAACCUCCCGGGUCAGCCGGUCCCCUUUGGAUGGAGCCAUGCCUGUGCCCACGUAUAUCCCACCUGUGCCCAGGGCCACAUGUACCCCUGCGGUCCCAGCCAGGCAGCACCUGCUUCCCUUGACAGCUCCCCUCCCUCCGUCCCUGACACACUGCUCCAACUUACAUGACUCUGGAUUUGCUGAAAUCCAACAGCUCUCGCCUGCUGCUGGCCUCAGGGAACGGGUUGGAUUUCCAAGCCCUCUUGGUGGAUGAAGACAGGGCCUGGCUGAUGGUGGGAGCAAAAAACCACAUCUUCCUGCUCCACCUGGACCAUCCCAGCAGAGAGCCUGAGAAGAUUUUCUGGCCAGCCUCCAGGGAGCAGGUUGAGCAUUGCCAGCUGGCGGGGAAGAACGUGGAGACAGAGUGUGCCAACUUCAUCCGCCUCCUCCAGCCCUUCAACCGGAGCCACGUGUUUGCCUGCGGAACCGGCUCCUAUCAGCCCGUCUGCGCCUUCAUCCAGCUGGGAGCCAGGGGCAAGGGUCCUGGGGCUCCCCCCAUGUGGUUGGUGACCCACUCCUUGGAAUCGGGGCGAGGACGGUGCCCAUACAGCCCCCAUGAACCCUUCACAGGGCUCCUCAUUGAUGGGGAGCUGUAUUCUGGCACCUCCAGUGACUUCAUGGGCAGCAGCGCUGCCUUCUUCCGGACCUGGGUCCAUGGGGCGGAGCAGAGCUACAUUCGGACGGAGCAGAACCAGGACCACUGGCUACACGAGCCAGCGUUUGUUGGUGCCUACGCCAUCCCCGACACCUACAACCCCCAUGAUGACAAGGUCUACAUCUUCUUCCGCGAAACAGCCAUGGAAGCUGGGCAGUGGGAGAGGCGGCACAUCCAUGCCAGGGUGGCCCGGGUCUGCAAGAAUGAUGUCGGAGGGAAGCGCAGCCUCAUUAACCGCUGGAGCACAUUCCUCAAGGCUCGCCUGGUGUGCUCCAUCCCCGGGCCCCAGGGCACCGAGACCCACUUUGACCAGCUCGAGGAUGUUUUCCUCCUGCGCACCCGGGACCCUCAGAAUCCCCUCGUCUUUGGACUCUUUACGGUCUCCAGCGGUGUCUUCAGUGGCUCUGCCGUCUGUGUCUACUCCAUGGCUGCUGUGAGAGCUGCCUUCAGUGGCCCCUUUGCACAUAAGGAGGGAUUCGACUACCGCUGGGUAGAAUACAAGGGCCGCGUCCCCUAUCCCCGUCCUGGCACGUGCCCCAGUGAGACGUACGACCCGCUCCUGCAGUCCACCAAGGAUUUCCCUGACGAGGUGAUCAGCUUCAUGCGCACCCACCAGCUGAUGUGGGAGCCUGUGUACCCGCAGGGCCGCCAGCCCGUACUGGUGAGGGCUAACGUGCCCUACCGGCUGCGGCGGCUGCUGGUGCACCGGCUGGAGAUGGAGAGCCAGCACUACGACGUGCUCUUCCUCGGCACAGAUGAAGGUAAAGUCCUGAAGGUGGGGCUGGCCGGUGGGAUAAGCCGUGGCCCCGAGGUGAUCAGCCUGGAGGAGAUCAGCGUCACUAAGGUGCCUUCUCCCAUCCUGGACAUGAAAUUAUCACCGAAGCGGCAGGAGCUGUUUGUGAGCAGCACCCACGGAGUGCUCCAGCUUGCCCUGUACCGCUGCGAGCUCUACGGCAAAACCUGCACCGACUGCUGCCUGGCCAGGGACCCCUACUGCACCUGGGACAGCAAGAGCUGCGCCCCACACCUGCUCACUGAGAAGAGGCGUGCCCGCUGCCAGGACGUGCUGAAGUCUGACCCGCUCAGCCAGUGCCAGGACACCACAGAGGGGACCGCUGCUGUGGAGAAGCUGGUUUUUGGGGUGGAGAAGAACUCAACCUUCCUCGAGUGCCUGACACGCUCCCCACAGACAACCGUCAGGUGGCUGGUGUGGCACGGCGAGGAGACAGGCCUGAGCGAGGUCAGGAACAACGGACACUUCUCGGUGCUGGAGCAAGGGCUGCUGAUCCGGCAGCUGGCGAGGGAGGAUGCGGGCACCUACGAGUGCCAGGCGGUGGAGCGCUCCUUCUCCCGGCCCCUCACCCGAUACAGCCUCCGCAUCAUCAGGCACGAGGCCAUGGAGGUGCCACCUUACAAACGGAGCAAGGGGGCCGAGCUAGGAGGGACCCACCAGAGCCCCCGGCCCCGGACUGACCUGCACCCAGGUUACAAGGGCUUCUCGCGGGCCCUGGGAGCGCCAGGCACCAGCCUGGAUAUCUACUGCAAUGCCCUGCGGCACCAGGAAAGGCAGCGGCAGAAAGCCUGGCACCCGAAGUGGCAGCACCCGUCCCCAGACAGCAAGAACGGCCGGGUGCGGAGGCACCCCCAGCCCCUGUGAGGGGGCAGGGGGGGCCGGGGCCACCCGCAGCUCACAGAGACCCUUCGAGUCUCUCCAGGGCCCUUCUCGCACGUGGGCAGCUCCGAGGAACCUCUUGGCUUCCCAUGUGGAAACGCGCCACUGUUACUACCUCAAACCCUGCCUGUCCCCGGUCCCCACUGCCUCACCGUGUGCCCCACAGGGCACGCCGGGGGCAGGGCACACAGCCUGCGCCCGCUCUCCGAGACUUCGAGCUAUUUACACCCUGCAGAAUAUUUAUUCUCCUUGUUUUCCCCUGGCCCUUAAUGACGAUUGUUAUCAGCAGCGAUGAUCAGUGCGGAGGACAGAGAAGGGAAACGGCCAGCUCUGACAAAGGGCUCCCUGACACCCGGCAGCGUCCAGCCCUGCCAUGGGCGCCCGUGGCUCCUCGCCGCGGCCGCGUGUGCCCUGGUGGGUGCUCGCCCAGGUGGCUGCAGAGGUGCCCCCAGAGCCCAAACACCGGCGGAGGCAGCGGGGCACAGCUGCUGGCUGAGCCUGGGCUCCGGCUCUGUGGCACCUGGGGUUUGCAGAGGUGCCCAUGCCCAGCCCAGCUCUGAUCCACUUCAAACCACACCACUUUUUUAAAUUUUGACAUUUAUUUUACAAAAAAAAAAAAAAAGAGAGAGAAACAACAGGCAGUUAUACCAACUUACAAUUUAUUAUUUUUUAAAAAAAUGACAUGAAACACAAGUAAAAAUAAAUACAUCAUAUAAACAACA
Messenger RNA from Falco peregrinus (peregrine falcon), 3487 nucleotides. RefSeq names its product semaphorin-3D-like. The record is from RefSeq and is a predicted model, not a curated record. Lineage: Eukaryota; Metazoa; Chordata; Aves; Falconiformes; Falconidae. Gene Ontology annotation, molecular function: semaphorin receptor binding; chemorepellent activity. The transcript has 17 exons. Bases 564 to 2750 code for a protein of 728 amino acids. Gene Ontology annotation, biological process: neural crest cell migration; axon guidance; negative regulation of axon extension involved in axon guidance.